Messenger RNA from Babesia bovis T2Bo, 594 nucleotides. RefSeq lists its product as uncharacterized. NCBI's taxonomy places the organism in Eukaryota, Apicomplexa, Aconoidasida, Piroplasmida, Babesiidae. The transcript has a single exon. Bases 5 to 574 code for a protein of 189 amino acids. The record is from RefSeq and is a predicted model, not a curated record.
CACAAUGAAGUAUAACUUCGUAUUGUGGCAACGUGUAAAAAAGCGUGGUGGCCCUGUGCCACUGCUUAGGAACCCCGUCAAGGGCUGGCUCCAGCUACUUAUAUUCCUUCACCUUUUUCUGUUAACACUAUCUUGUGUUACAAUCAGUUUCCCUUACAUAUACGAUUUACACUGUUCUAUCCUAUUCAACUCAAUGGCUAACAUUAUAGCGUCCUGYGUGGGUUCCUUCGUAAUGGCGGCGUACUACACAGGCAUAGCCGCGAAGGACUGGGGAACCGAGACUGAAUGGAGGAUAACCAAGGGUAUUACAGUGUCCAUGGUCGUCGUAGAUAUCGCAGUGAGUGCAUGGGGAAUAUAUGCACUCACCAACGCAUCGGUAAAGAUAUACAAGGCAUUGCAUAAUUCACUGGAGCUUGAGCCUGAAUGCCUUCAGUUCAAGGCGGCGCUGUUCUACUUUGCUGCAUUUGGUGUCAUUUUCUUGCACCUCAUCGUGGCUGCCACGUGCGCAGUAGUGGCUGCGCUGCUUGGUAAAGGGAUAAAGCGGCAGCUGAUAGACAUCAGGGAUAUGUAUUAAGCCUACUGUAGUGUCCUAUA